This is a messenger RNA of Cuscuta epithymum, 4727 nucleotides long. The record is from the annotation of a GenBank genome assembly. NCBI's taxonomy places the organism in Eukaryota, Viridiplantae, Streptophyta, Magnoliopsida, Solanales, Convolvulaceae.
GUGAUUCUACUCCUACUUCAGAAGUGAUUCUAACUUAAGUUCCAAACACCCAUUAGUCGAAUAAGAGAUCGAACACGCAUUAGUCGAAUGCUCCAACAUCACAACCCCGAAGUCUCUCUUCCCACUCUCUCUCUGUUUGGUUUUGCUGGGCUCCGCCGCCUCGUCCUUUUGCUUCCACCUAUGUGAGUUAGGUGGUUGCUUUAAUGACGACUUUAUGAGUUAUUCAUUCAUAAUUACGGAGUAGCUGUUUUCCUGUGUUGAACCACAGGUUGUUGUUGAGGCUCCAAUUCUAUUCUUAUCUUUCAAAAUUUCAGCCUUCUGUUCUUAAAGGGAGAAAAAGGGAGCGUUUGUUUGUAUUCUUGUCCUACAAAUCUGGAAAUUCUUUCUUUUGCUAAUUCCUAAAAGUUGGAAACUUUGCUUGGAAUUGGCGGUUCUUCAAAGCCUGGCUGUAGAGAGUUGGAUACAUACUCUUAUUCCACUGAUUCUUUUCAAGUUUGAUUUCUCCCUGCACCAGUUGGCUAUAAGUUGUUGUCAGGAUCACUGAAUCACGACCCCUUACCUAUCUCUAUGGGAAGUGAUACCACUGAAGCUGCGGAUGCACCCCCAUCUCCUCAAUCCAUUAAGGUGCAUCUUCAAAUGUGCACUGAGCUUAUAAAGUUUGUAAGUAGAGCCUCAAAAAUACUUCCAGAAAUAGAAGCAUCCCGACCGCGAUGCAGUUCUGGAUUAGAGUCGCUUUGCAUAUUCAACAAUGCUAUUGUCAAGGCCAAGUCGAUACUUCAGUAUUGCAGUGAAUCCAGUAAGCUCUAUCUGGCUCUAACAGGAGAUGCCAUCCUCUCAAGAUGCAAAAAGUCAACAAAGUUGUUGGAGCAAAGCUUAAGCGAGAUGCAAUAUAUGGUUCCCGUUAUGCUGGCUGCAGAGAUCUCUCAAUUAGUUGCUGAUCUAAGAGAAGCAAGAUUUAGCUUGGAGCCUUCUGAAGAGGAGGCCGGGAAUGUUCUCAAAGAUUUACUUCAUGAAUACAUGUAUGAAUCUGGCCCCACCACAGACAACACACUAAAAUCGAUCCGAGUUGCAAUGUUAAUGCUUAACAUAACCACCCCGAAAGCUCUUCUCAUUGAAAAAAGAUCCAUCAGAUCACUUCUGGACCAAGCCAAUGAUUCCGAACAGUCAAAGAAGAAGAUUCUCUUCUUCUUUCUAAACCUUCUCAACAAAUACGCAAAAAGAAUCCUUAAAGAUAAAUCAGAUUAUGACUCUGUACCAAAACAUGAAGAUCCUUUACCCACAUCAAAUGAGGAACCUCCUGAUGAAUUGAGAUGUCCUAUAUUGUCAAGAUUAAUGUACGAUCCUGUCGUGAUUGCUUCUGGAGAGACAUAUGAGAGGAUGUGGAUACAAAGAUGGUUUGAUGAAGGUCAUGCCACCUGUCCAAAGACCGGAAAGACAUUGUCCCACUUUUCGUUGACCCCCAAUAACUCUAUGAAGGAUUUGAUAUCAAAAUGGUGUGCCAAAAGUGGGGUCGCCCCUUCUAAGCCUAAUAUGCGGGCCGUGCGACCACACACGUGGGAAAUCUCAUCCGUUUCAAUAGAUAGCUUUGGAAGUUCAAUGAAUGAUCUUAGGCUUCCAAGCGAUUUUACCAAUUCGUCCCUUGGCUCUUCGGAUUCCUUGAGUCCUAAGAGCCCACCCAAGUAUGCCAAUGUGAUUUCCCCAGUCUGUCCCUUGGAGUCAUUGUACGGUUUGGAAUUGCUUUCCUGGGAAUCUCAAAGCGUCGUGGUUGAAAAUGUUGGGGAAGUUUUGAAACAUGAGGAUGCUGAUCAAGGUUUGAAGAAGAGGACAUGUUAUGAGAAGUUUGUUGGACCGCUGAUGGGGUUCUUGAACAGUGCACAUGAGUCACAGGAUGGGAAGGCCCAGAUUUUGGGUUGUCGGUUGCUGUCAACGUUCCUAAAGAAAUUCAGUAGUAGUGCCACCCGGUGCUUGGAUGACAAUGCAUAUGAACUGUUGGCUUCAUUUCUUACAACAGAUGCCUCCAGGGAAGCUCUCUCCAUCUUAGAAACACUAUCCUCUUAUAACCACUGCCAGUACAAGAUUGCGGCUUCCUGUGCACUUGGCCUCAUUGACAUGUUAAACUCCGAAAACAGAGAUUUAUUGGAGACCUCAUUUAAAAUCAUUUACAACUUAUCCGGAAACGACAACAUCCGCCCAUUAUUUGAAACCUCAAAGUUAAUCCAGGGACUGGUACCACUCUUCCAAGACACAUACUUGGCGAGACAAUCUCUUAGCAUCUUGAAAAACUUAUGCAGCAGUGAAGACGCGAGACUUUAUGUUGCCAAAACUGACGGGUGUUUCGCUUCUGUUGUGAAGGUGUUAGAGAGUGAUGAUGCAGAGGACCAAGAACACGCUUUGGCGGUCCUUCUUUCUUUGUGCUCUCAGAGAUCUCAAUAUCGUGAAUUGGUUAUGUCUGAAGGUGGUAUUCCUGAUCUUUUCUCUAUAUCCAUCAAUGGGAGUACCAAAGGGAAGAUGAUGGCUUCGGAAUUACUAAGGAUCUUGAGAGAUGAAUUCCAAGAGGCUGCUGGAGAGACUACCCCACCCGAUAUUGAUGUCGUUAUAUAUGGUGGCAAUGAUUCUACGGAGAGAGGGAGAAAAUUGCCAGCCAAGGGGAGGGGUAUUCUAGGAAAAUUGUUCUACAAAAUCAGCCCUGCUAUGAAAAGGAAAAAAUAAAAAAGUGGGAUCCUUUGUUAUUAACACCUACUAACCUGUGUCACUUCGUGAAGAAAAUAGGUCAUUGUGAUAUCAAGAACCCAUUUUCUUCACGAAGUGACUGAAAAUAAGUUGGACAUGUGAUUAACGAUUGGGCGCUACAAAUCCCAUGGAAUGAAAAUAUGUCAUAUUGCAUGGAGAACAGGUCAUUGUUUCACAAAUAUCUGUGAGGUGUAUUCUUCUCUAAAGUGCCGGGAUCCAGUUCUUGACUAGCAUUUGUCGGGACUAACAUGUAAGGAUGCAAGGCCGCGUUCGGUGGCUCAAGCAAUCCUCAUGCAAUCCUCGCUAAUGUAUUGUCUGUGGUAGAGAGUCGGAUAUGAUGGUAGUACUAAUUUAAAGAGUAGCCCAUGUUGGUAUCUUAAUAUAUCAAAUAUCAAUAUACAGUUUUGCCUAAGAAGAUGGUCUGGUUUGGUUCAUAGAUAAUAUUCUGUUGUAACAUUAGGAUUAGAUGAGAAUAUUGAAUACAUUGUAAUCUUUGUGUAUAUGUAAAAUCUUUGUAGAGUUUGUUGAUUGUGUACUUCUGUUUCUUUUCCCUACAUAUGUUAAUUCGUAGGGACUUGAUGUAAUCAACUAUCAUAAACACAUAGGAUUGUAUAAAUUGUACAUAAAAUAAACAAUCAAAUGUUAUAAGUGACGCCUAUGGGUGGACUCGGGCUGGUUCGGGCCCGGGUCCGGGCCUAGGCCCGGUCGGGCCUCCGGUUCAGGAAUGGGGGGCCCGGAACCGGCCCGGGUAAUCCCUGGUUCCGGGUCGGGCCAUGCCUUAGUUAUUAUUUUUCUCUCUCUCUUUUCCUAGUUAACCCCCAACCCUCCCCAACCACCCCAAAUGGCCCAAAAUACCCAGCCCAACCCAAAAAGUAAAAAAAAUUGAAAAAGAAAAAAUUAAAAAGGCCCGGAACCAGGCCCGAACCGGUCGGGCAGGUUCGUGAUUUGGGGGGCCCGAGCCCGGAACGGACCCCCAGCGGGUCGAGUCUACCCGGACUGGUCACUGAUCGGGCCAUCUGGCCGGGCUGGGCCGGAACAGUGCCGGGCCAGGCCGGUUUCGAGUCGGGCCACCCGGCUCGAGUCCAUCCCUAGUGACGUCUAAUGCUCCGCAAUACUCCUUUGCGCUACAUUAAAAAUAACCAUUGAUAAAUUAUAUGAGAAUGAGUGUAGGAGAUAAUUUAGUGUGGUUGUUUGAAAGUCCGUAUUUAGACACGCAUUUGAUGCGUGUCGGCAUCGGCUUUUGAUGGUUUUCCAAACUUGCAAGUCUUAAUUUUAGCUCAAGUUAUGUUUACCAGACAUUGGUUCAAGUUUUGUGUCAUUUGGAGUCAAAAUCAGGAAUUUAGAGUUCGGCACCGGCGCUUGAGGAGCAAUAGGGAUGAUUCGAGAUGCAUUUGAGAGUGGAUUGAGAGCUUUGGAGGUCACCGAGAGGUUUACGAUGAAGAUUUGAUGACAAAAGAGCUCUAGGAUUGGCUAUGAGAUCAAACGAAGAUGAAUGGAGCUUGAAAACGACGAUCAGGAUGACCUGUCAAUCGUUCAAGCAUAUCUCUUUGUAGAAGCAUCCAAUGUACACGAUUCAAAUCCCAUAUGAAAGCCAACUUCAAGGGCUACAAAUCAUAUGAAGACACUAUUUCGAGAAUAUGAAAGGAAGAAGGUGAAAACAGACGAUGCAGUCAGAUGAUCUCUGUUGCGAUUUCAGAAUGACACCUUACACCAUUUAUUCAUAUCUCUUGAUUGAAUGAUUCAAAUCCAAUUCUGCAAGUUGGCGUGGAUAGAUAACUUCAUUAUCUACAACUUUCAUGAGGGAGGUUUUGUCAAAUUCGGAAGUUUGACGCACGCCGUGCGUAGGGGAACGCACGAUCGUGCGUCUGAGGCGAGAAAGCAAGGAGGCUACUGCCAACCACGCACGAUCGUGCGUGGCAGGGGACGCACGAUCGUGCGUACGUCCGAAACGCGGAGAAAUGCAGAUUUUGACAACUUUUUAGUCCCAGUUCAGCCCA